Messenger RNA from Penicillium pulvis, 1260 nucleotides. RefSeq names its product TDT family transporter. Gene Ontology annotation, biological process: sulfite transmembrane transport; transmembrane transport. The transcript has 5 exons. Gene Ontology annotation, cellular component: plasma membrane. Gene Ontology annotation, molecular function: sulfite transmembrane transporter activity. Lineage: Eukaryota; Fungi; Ascomycota; Eurotiomycetes; Eurotiales; Aspergillaceae. The coding region runs from base 1 to 1260 and encodes 419 amino acids. The record is from RefSeq and is a predicted model, not a curated record.
AUGACAGAGGUCGGCCUGGACGCGGAGGAAAGCUUCGUCGAACGAACAGUGUCGGCAUACGACAACCCAGGAAUCCCAUAUGAGGUGGCAUCGACCAUUCCCGAUAAGCGGCGAUCAAAAUGGAGAGAGAUUAUCAUUGGCUUCAGUCCUUCGUGGUUUACAGCCUGCAUGGGGACAGGCAUCGUUGCUGUCCUCUUUUAUUUCAUCCCAUUUAAAGCCAGAUGGCUCCAUUAUCUAUCUAUAAUCCUCUUUAUACUUGACGCGAUCCUUUUCUGCAUCAUCUCUUCUAUCACCAUUUUGCGCUAUGCCCUUGAGCCAACGCUUUGGCGGGCUACCUUGACAGAUCCUGCGAUUGCCCCGUUCUUGGGUACUAUACCCAUCGCUUUUGUCAUACUAAUCGAACUUUGGGUAUUCAUAUGUGUCCCUCUUUGGGGUGAAUGGGCGAGUACACUUGCAUGGGUGUGCUGGAUAAUCGAUGCCAUUUUUGCGGUCAUUAUAACAACUUCGCUCUCAUUUCAGCUAAUGUCAAAGUCCCACUUGGACUCACUAAAGAUGGUCACGGCCGUACAGCUGCUUCCCAUAGCAUCUACUGUCAUCGCCUCUGGCGUUGGAGCCGAAGUUGCAGGAGUACUUCCAUCACAUGGAAGAGCCCAGGCUACACUUGUAGCAAGCUUUGUGCUAUGGGGGAUGGCAAUGCCAUUAUCUGGAAUCAUUCUCAUCAUCUAUUACCAGAGACUGGCUGUUCAUAAACUUCCAUCUCGUGAAGUCAUUGUCAGCUGUUUUCUACCACUCAGUCCGCUAGGCUUUGGCUCUUACAGUAUCAUGUACAUGGGCAAAGUAGCGCGAUCUUUACUAGCUGAUUCCGAACCAGCUAUAGCUAUAGCCGGGGAAGUUGCAUUCAUGUUCUGUAUGCUAAUCGGAUUAAUUAUUUGGAGCUUCGGUUUGACGUGGUUUGCUUUUGCACUUGCUUCCAUUUACCAUAGCUGGCCCUUCCCGUUCAACAUGGGCUGGUGGGGAUUUACAUUUCCGUUGGGCGUUUUUGCUGCAAGCACAAUUGAGCUUGGGCUUGGAAUGUCUUCAUUGUUCUUUCGUGUCUUGGGAACGGUAUUUUCCGUCAUCGUCAUCGUCCUCUGGAUUGUUGUCUCCCUAGGGACCUUGAGAGGGCUUUGGAAACGUUCUUUACUGGUUGCGCCUGUUAUUCCUGUUAUUCCGCGCGAUGAGCCUAUCCCAUCGGAUGGAUUCUCUUCUGACUUUUGGUGA